This is a messenger RNA of Lagenorhynchus albirostris (white-beaked dolphin), 2899 nucleotides long. It is a transcript of the gene DET1, whose product is annotated as DET1 partner of COP1 E3 ubiquitin ligase. The record is from RefSeq and is a predicted model, not a curated record. Gene Ontology annotation, biological process: protein ubiquitination; positive regulation of proteasomal ubiquitin-dependent protein catabolic process. Gene Ontology annotation, molecular function: ubiquitin protein ligase binding; ubiquitin-like ligase-substrate adaptor activity. The coding region runs from base 138 to 1706 and encodes 522 amino acids. NCBI's taxonomy places the organism in Eukaryota, Metazoa, Chordata, Mammalia, Artiodactyla, Delphinidae. The transcript has 6 exons. Gene Ontology annotation, cellular component: cullin-RING ubiquitin ligase complex; nucleus.
GCGUAAGCGGGAGCCGGCCGCUGCGGGCAUCUGGUUCCACAGCAUGGCGGGGGCGGGGCUGGGUGAGGCGCGCGCCAAGCAGGCCGGGGAGCCCCUCGCCCCGGCCCUUUGAGCCCGGACCGGACAGAGAUGUGAUAAUGGAUCAUCAUGUUUCCACCAUCAAACCUCGAAGAAUCCAAAACCAAAAUGUCAUUCACCGCCUGGAACGCCGGCGGAUCAGUUCAGGCAAGGCAGGCACCCACUGGCACCAGGUCCGAGUGUUCCACCAGAAUGUCUUCCCCAACUUCACGGUCGUCAAUGUUGAAAAGCCCCCUUGUUUCUUGCGUAAAUUCUCACCUGAUGGACGCUACUUCAUUGCUUUCUCUUCAGACCAGACAUCUCUCGAAAUCUAUGAGUACCAGGGCUGCCAGGCAGCUGAGGACCUACUGCAGGGCUAUGAGGGGGAAAUCCUGUCCAAUGGCAAUGACCAGCGGUCAGUCAACAUCCGUGGCCGGCUCUUCGAACGCUUUUUCGUCCUGCUGCACAUUACCAAUGUGGCAGCCAAUGGCGAGCACCUGAACCGGGAGUGCAGCCUCUUCACUGAUGACUGCCGCUGUGUCAUCGUGGGCUCAGCUGCCUAUCUCCCAGACGAGCCUCACCCUCCUUUUUAUGAGGUAUAUCGGAACAGUGAGUCCGUGACCCCCAACCCCCGGUCCCCCCUGGAGGACUACUCCCUCCAUAUCAUUGACCUUCAUACUGGCCGCUUAUGUGAUACACGUACCUUCAAGUGUGACAAAGUCGUCCUGUCACACAACCAAGGGUUGUACUUGUAUAAGAACAUCCUGGCCAUCUUGUCAGUGCAGCAGCAGACCAUCCAUGUCUUCCAGGUGACUCCUGAAGGCACUUUCAUUGAUGUGAGGACCAUUGGCCGCUUCUGCUAUGAGGAUGACCUGCUCACUGUGUCAGCUGUUUUUCCUGAGGUGCAGCGGGACAGUCAGACAGGCAUGGCCAAUCCUUUCAGGGAUCCCUUCAUCAACUCCCUGAAACACCGGCUGCUUGUGUACCUUUGGCGCCGGGCAGAGCAGGAUGGUAGUGCAAUGGCCAAGAGGCGCUUCUUCCAGUAUUUUGACCAACUGCGUCAGCUGCGCAUGUGGAAAAUGCAGCUUCUGGAUGAAAACCAUCUGUUUAUCAAGUAUACUAGUGAGGAUGUCGUAACCCUGCGGGUCACAGAUCCAUCACAGCUGAUUCUGCCUGUAACAGUUAGAGACUGUAUAAAGAAUUGUCUCCUAAGACCGUACCAGCCAUCCAUGGCAUCUUUCUUUGUGGUGUACAAUAUGGUGACAACAGAGGUGAUCGCUGUGUUUGAGAAUACAUCAGAUGAGCUUUUGGAGCUGUUUGAGAACUUCUGUGAUCUCUUCCGUAACGCUACCCUGCAUAGUGAAGUCCAGUUUCCCUGCUCAGCUUCCAGCAACAAUUUUGCACGGCAGAUCCAGCGCCGGUUUAAAGACACUAUUGUAAAUGCCAAGUAUGGAGGGCACACGGAGGCAGUACGCCGGCUGCUGGGUCAGCUCCCCAUCAGCGCCCAGUCUUACAGUGGUAGCCCCUACCUUGAUUUGUCUCUCUUCAGCUAUGAUGACAAGUGGGUGUCAGUCAUGGAGCGGCCCAAGACUUGUGGAGAUCACCCUAUCAGACCUCCAACUCCUUCCUGCUUCCUCACUGCCCGCUGAUGACCUUCACAGAGAAAUAGAAGCAAUCAGAAGUUCUUCCAGUUCCCACUACCAAACAUCUGUGCCCACAAUCUCUGCCUUCUCUCCUCUUAUGAUGCUCCACUUGUGUGUUAGCCCCUCAAGGACAGCAGUCCGGCAUCCUCAUUCUUUCCCCUCUCUACUGCAUCAUUCCCAUCAGCAAAACAUGUGGUCAUUUCCCCAACCUAAAAACAAACAAAAACCUCUUGAUCCUAAAGCCUCCUUUAGCACCUGCCCAUUUCUAUAUUCCCGCUCAAAGAAAUGACCAUACCUGCUGUUUCUUCCUGUCUUCUAUUCUCCUUGAACCCACGCCACUGAGACCUUAGCCCCUCAUACCUCCACCGAAAAUGCUCUAGUCAAGGUCACCGACCAACUCACAAUGUUAAGUCCAAUGAGCAAUUCUGUCGUCAGUCUAUGGACCUAUCAUAUCAGUAGCAUUUGAUAUAGCUAAUCUCUCUGCCCUUCAACCACAUUAAAAAAAAAACCACAAAACCCUCCAGGUUUUCUUAGUACUUCUCUGGAGAUUUCUUCUUUUUCUUUUGCUGAUUUUUCCUCAUCUCCCAAAUCUCUAAAUGCCAGAGGCUCCAGGGUGCUGUCCUUGGACCUCUUCUUCUCUUUGUUUAUCCUUUCUCUCUUGAUCUUGUAUCUUAUGGUUUUAAAUAUCAUCUAGGGACUUCCCUGGUGGUCCAGUGGUUAGGACUCGGUGCUCUCACUGCCAGGGGGCCCUGGGUUUGAUCCCUGGUCGGGGAACUAAAAUCCCAUAAGCCUCAUGGCAAAAAAAAAAACCCCAAAAUCAUCUAUAUGAUGAGUCUUCCAAAUGUAUACCUCUAGCCCAGAUCUGUCCCCUGAACUCCAUUUCUUUCUUUUUUCUUUUUUUUUUUGCGGUAUGUUGGCCUCUCACUGUUGUGGCCUCUCCCAUUGCGGAGCACAAGCUCUGGACACGCAGGCUCAGCGGCCAUGGCUCAUGGGCCCAGCCGCUCCGCGGCAUGUGGGAUCCUGCCGGACUGGGGCAUGAACCUGUGUCCCCUGCAUCGGCAGGCGGACUCUCAACCACUGCGCCACCAGGGAAGCCCUGAACUCCAUUUCUAAUAGUCAAUAUUGUAUCUCCACUUGGAUGUUAACGAAGCAUCUCAAACUUAACCACCCAAAUCCAAGCUCCUGCAGUCUCCCCUGUC